Molecule: messenger RNA, 1311 nt
Organism: Penicillium expansum
Lineage: Eukaryota; Fungi; Ascomycota; Eurotiomycetes; Eurotiales; Aspergillaceae
Exons: 4
Coding region: 1-1311 (436 amino acids)
Source: RefSeq, a predicted model, not a curated record
AUGGAGAAACCCAAGGUCAUUGGACCCGAUGGUCUUACUCCCAUCAAUCUCCAGAGACUGUCUGAUAUUCGCAUCACCACUGAGGUGAUUUACGACGUGAUCACCAACUGCAACAUGAUAAGCCUGGAGGAGAGCGUCCAUGCUCCUGCAGCUGUUCGCAACAAAGCUCGCGCUGAUCGUAUUGCUGGCGUGCAGACGGUCUCGGCUCGCCUCAAUUCUCGUCGCUUCGCCCAGCUGGAUGUGGAUGAUACUCCUAAGCUCCACAAUGCUUCGAAGGACAUUGAGAAGGCCAUGAAGGCUGAAAAGGACAAGAAAGCUGCUGAUUCUCGUGCGACUACUUUGUGUACCCCCGCUACCGCUAAGAAGCAUUCCAGCAUUGAUCCCCGCGCCAAGCCCUUUGUUCCUGCUGGUGCCCCCGAGGCUGCUGGGUUCAAGGAUCAAGUCGCUCAUGCACCUCUGAAGAGUACUCCUCGCAAGGCCACUACUGGAUCCAAGAAGGCAACUCCCGUCAAAGCCAAUGGCGAAAGCAAGGAUGCAGACAACGACUCCGUUGCUAGUUCUAAGGCAUCCCAGAAAGCCGAGUCCACCGGAGACAAGGAGUCCACUGGCUCUCCCAAGAAGCCCAGAGGUCUUACUGCCCCGGCUGAUUUCAUGAAGCAAGUCCGUUUGCUCCAUCUGCAGAAGCAGAUGGCCCCAAAGGCUGUACCUACGGGACCUCCUCGCCGAAUCAUUUUCGGAAAUCUUCCUGAGUGGGCAAGUAUCUCCUGUAUCUUGCAGCUUGUUUAUGGGGGUGCCAUCGAGUGCGCUUGGGGUGAGAAUGGUGAAGUUGCUGUGCAGUUUGUUAAUCAAGAUGACUGCACCACGUACUAUGAGAACCACUCCGAUGGCAUCAAAUUGAAGGAUGGUGAUGAAGAUCUCACUAUUUCUAUUGCCAUGCCGGAGGAGGGUCUGCCGGACAACGCCGAGCUUUUGAACCGUGUCGAAGAGGGUGCGUCCCGUGUCAUUUGUCUCUCCGGUCUUCCCGCUGGCUUCAAGACUAGCGACAACGAAAAUGUCUUGGGUAUUGCCAUGGACCCUGUCUGGGGUAGCAAGAGCUUCGAGCGUAUCCUGAUCAAGCAGGCCGAGUCUGGUGUUGAUGUUCAAAUCUUCUUCUACGACCUCCACGAUGGUUGGGACUUUUUGCACAGCAUUAAGGAGGGAGCGUAUGACUGCAUUGCCAGCUUUGAAGUUGACCCAUGCGCUCUUGCUCAGGGGUUCCACUUCAUGGAUGAGCCCAACUUGAUGUUCUCUGGAAUCCUCGCCGUUGAUUAG